AUGAAUGAUGAAAAGAUGAACUCUCAACGAAAGAAGAAGAAUGAAACGUUGGAUUGGUUUGUUCAAAAGUCCAAAAAGAAUGAUGCAAGUUCUUCACAAGUGCCAAUUUGUGUCUCAUCACCGACACCAACUCAACCUUCAGCAACUCAAGUCGAACAAGAAUUUUCUUUCCCUUCAAAUAAUAUGCUCCAAACUCAAGAAACCGAAAUGAGAUCUACAUGUAUUACACAAGAUGAUAGUACAACAUUUGCAUCAAGAGAGAUGAAAAGCCAAGUUAAUGAUAUCUCUAUUCCACAUGAUCCGGCUAAAAGGAAAAAAUUUAUUGAUUAUCAUCCAAUGGAUCGAGAAGCAGUGAGGAAAGAAUACAUACAAAUAGGUGUUUUCCAACCAAAGAAGCACAAAUUUCCUCAAACGGACUUCGGAGGAGGUACAUUACGCCGCUUUAAUAAAUCUUGGUUUAAUAAGUAUUCUUGGCUUGAGUAUAGUGUUUCAAAAUAUGCUGCAUUUUGCUUUGUUUGUUACUUGUUUAAGAAUGAAACUACCAAAACUGCAGGAGGAGAUGCAUUUUUUGUUAAUGGGUUUAGAGGUUGGAAUAGGCCAGUUCGGUUUAGAAAACAUGUUGGUGGAAUUAAUAGUGCUCAUAAUCAAGCUUUUCAAAAGUUUGAGAAUUUAAAGAACUUUAAGUCAUCCUUGAAAGUUUCUUUAGACCAACAAACCGAGCAAGCUAAAAGUGACUACCGAAUCCGCUUGAUUACUUCUCUUCAUUGUUUGAGAUUUCUUUUACAUCAAGGAUUGGAAUUUCGUGGUCAUGAUGAAUGUGAUGAAUCAAGUAACAAGGGAAAUUUUCUUGAACUUUUGAAUUGGAUUGCAGAAAAGAAUGAUGAUUUGGGAAAUGUUGUUUUGAAAAAUGCACCUAAAAAUAAUCAAAUGAUUGCACCUUUGAUUCAAAAAGAGCUUAUCAAUUGUUGUCCAAAAGAAACUACCAAGGCAAUUGUGGAAGAUCUUGGUAAGGAUUAUUUUGGAAUACUAGUAGAUGAGUCAAGUGAUGUGUCUCAAAAAGAACAAAUGGCUUUGUGUGUACGUUAUGUUGAUAAAAAAGGAAUGAUAAAAGAACAGUUUCUUGGAAUUGUUCAUGUUGGAGAUACCACAUCUUUGUCUCUUAAAGAAGCUAUCUUUUCUUUGCUUGAUGAGCAUUCUUUGAGUUUUUCAAGAAUUCGUGGGCAAGGGUACGAUAGAGCUAGUAAUAUGAAGGGUGAACUUAAUGGUUUCAAAACUCUAAUCAUGAGAGAAACACAAUCUGCAUACUAUAUACAUUGUUUUGCUCACCAACUUCAAUUAACUCUUAUUGUCGUUUCUAAGAAAAAUAAAGAUUGUGGUUGGCUUUUUGAUAAACUUGGAGAUUUGUUGAAUGUUGUUGGAUCAUCAUGUAGGCGAAAACAUUUGCUUAAAGGAAAACAAGAUGAAAAAAUUGCAAAAGCCUUUGAAAAUGGUGAAAUUGUGACUGGAAAAGGUUUAAACCAAGAGCUUGGUUUAGGUAGGUCGGGUGAUACACGUUGGGGGUCUCAUUAUAAGUUGAUUUUGAAUGUCAUUGAUUUGUAUUCUACAAUACGUGAGGUGCUUGAUUUGAUUGGUAACGAUACUCUAAAUGGUGAUGAUGCUAGAAAAGCCGAUAAUGUGAGUUUUGCAAUAGAGUCAUUUGAUUUCAUUUUCAUGAUUCACUUGAUGAAGAGAAUAUUUGGGAUUAUGAAUGAAUUAAACAAAGCUUUACAGAGAAAAGAUCAAGAUAUUGUCAAUGCUAUGUCACUUGUUACUUUAACUAAAGAAAGAUUGCAAAAUAUGAGGAAAACGAUGUUCUUGGGAGUUAUUGAUCUUCAGCUUCAAGAGUCAAACAACCGAUUUGAUGAGGUUAAUAUAGAGUUAUUGACUUGUAUGGCUUCUUUGAGUCCACUUGAUAAAUUUUCUUCUUUUGACAAACAAAAGAUACUUAGACUUGCUGAAUUAUAUCCCGAUGAAUUUACAAGUGUUGAUAGACUAGCCCUUGAUGAUCAACUUGAUAAUUAUAUUGUUGAUAUGCGGAGGGAUGAUAAAUUUUGGUUAUUGAAAGAUAUGGGUGAACUUUCCAUGAAGCUUGUCGAGACAAAGAAGCAUCAAGUGUAUCAACAAGUCUAUUUGCUUAUAAAGUUGGUAUUGAUUCUCCCCGUAGCAACUGCAAGUGUGGAAAGAGCAUUUUCUAAAAUGAACAUCGUGAAGAAUAAGUUGUGA
Hibiscus syriacus is the source of this 2262-nucleotide messenger RNA. Its product is annotated as zinc finger MYM-type protein 1-like. Lineage: Eukaryota; Viridiplantae; Streptophyta; Magnoliopsida; Malvales; Malvaceae. The transcript is spliced from 2 exons. The record is from RefSeq and is a predicted model, not a curated record. Bases 1 to 2262 code for a protein of 753 amino acids.